Messenger RNA from Osmia bicornis bicornis, 2557 nucleotides. RefSeq names its product protein tipE (gene Teh2). NCBI's taxonomy places the organism in Eukaryota, Metazoa, Arthropoda, Insecta, Hymenoptera, Megachilidae. Gene Ontology annotation, biological process: regulation of sodium ion transport. The transcript has 4 exons. The record is from RefSeq and is a predicted model, not a curated record. Gene Ontology annotation, molecular function: sodium channel regulator activity. The coding region runs from base 1 to 717 and encodes 238 amino acids.
AUGGGUGCCCAGGAAGAGGACACCAAGUCCAGCACGAUGGGCGGGGUGCUUCCGGUGGUGGAAGUUGCGUCCCUAGUAGAGAAGGCAAAGUUUUAUACCUCUCUUUGUCUGGGCACCACAGCCAUUCUCGCUGUCUUCGCUUUUCUUUUUUUAAUACCCUUCGUCGUGGAACCAGCGAUUUCGACGAUUUUGGCUGAUUUCUCUCCUCAUGCCGUGGCAUGCGUAGUCACUGAUCACGUUUACGCCGAGGGACUGAAGAAUUGCUCCUGGGCAAGCUGUAGAGAAGGUUGUACCAGCGCGGCACUUCGUUGUCAUCAAAUCAGAGUCAACUACACCAGGUUGACUUAUGAAGAGUUCGUGGCGAAACCAUUGGGCUCCAUCCCAUGGGAUGUUUCAGACACGAAAUUCUUUGUGAACACGGAAGGCUGCGGUUAUCCACCUCGAGUGAAUUGUUCUGAUUUUGCGAAGAAAUUCGGAUACUCUAACAUGGGGAAAAUAUUCCCGUGUUAUUACAGCAGAACACACCCCGAGACUGUCGUUGCAAGGUACUCUUGGGACGAAAAUCUAAGGCACCUAGUGUUAGCCUUGGUAGUGCCUAUAGUUCUCUUUGCAGUGUCUCUAGGUGUAUUGUGCUAUUGGUACUGUCCACCGAUGGGUAAAACUUGCGGAGGACCAGGUCGCAAUCUCAUCGACAAGUACUCCAGGAAGGAAGAGUAAGUAACGUCAUCCUGGGAGAGGACGAGUCCGAGGAAGACGAAGAGGAAUACUGACUGCUACCAAGGGCUCACCCCCCAGCGAGGGAGUGAUGCCGAAGAAACUACUGAGAAUCCUUAGCGUACUUUGCGUUCUAAAAAUCUAAACGAUCCUUCGAAAGCAAUAGAAACGUGUUAGACAAACACUCCAGCAACGAAGACAAGUUCGAUUCGCUCCAAAUUCAGUGCGGCUGACUUAUAUCGAGUCUUACUACUUCCAACCAAUGUUGAGCUAUUUCAAUUUAUUGCACUUAAGCUUAAUGAUUAAAAGAAAAUUGGUGAUAAGCCAUUUGUUAUUUUUAAAUCUUGCUUGGACAUUCCUUCGGUUCUUAAUUAAUUUUAAAUUAAUCAAAAUCGUGCCCUUAUCGUCUAAAAAUCUAUUUUAUAAAAUUUCUCCCGUGAAGAACUGCGAUACAAAUUGAAAUUAAAUUAAGAUUGAUCGAAGUACGCUUGAUCAGUUCCACGGGACCGUAUUUUCCAAGGCGGUAAAUUAAAUUAAACAGAUGUCUACGAUAUUUUUACACAAUGCCACCAAACGAUGAUAGUCUUGUGCGAAUGUCGAACAUGUAAUUAACUCAGCGAGAUUUUCAUACGAACGCAAUAAAAAGAAUUUUUAAACGAUGGAUCGUUCCAGUACGGAGAUAAUAAAUUUUGGUGGGUUCUUCGAGCACGGAGCUCGGUCUCGAUCAUCUAUCAGUAUUCCAAGCGAGGUUCAAAAGAUACGAUAACAAGGUGCGCCUUCCUACAACGUGAUAUAAAUAUUUAAGGGAUAAAUAUUUCGUUAAAUGGCACGUUUUCACGCAGUUCGUAUUAGGAUAAGUGAUGCGCUUGUGUAAGAUGUAUUUGUAAGUCAUAUUUAUCCAGAAAUGGGUAAGAUGACGAUGUAGGUGAAGAAAAAUACAGAGUAAUGUAAAAGGAAAAAAAAGAAAUUGAAGAAUCUUUGUUCGAAACAGGUUCAUAUGUAAUUUGCUUCGAUCAACGUUUCAAGAUAAUUGAAAGAGACACUUUUAUUGUGUUUGAAAUAUCAUUUUACCCAGAUCUGCGUGUAUCUGAGAUGAUGAAAAUGAGGAACAUUGAGAGAAGCCUGUACUUUACGAAAGUAACUGAGAUUCAUAGAAUACUCCAAGAAAAAAAAAGACAAGAAACAAAUCAAAAUCCUGUGCUGGCUCGUGUCAUAGAAAAGUCUGAUUUCACGCUUUUGCUUCAGCUGUCAAAUAUGAUUAUACUUUCUGUUACUUAAAAUGCAAAUCGACAAAUUUAAAUUAAAGUAACUUUACAAAUAAUAAAAAUAUAGAAUGACCUGAUAUUUUCGGCUACAAAAUUAAAUUCGUAUAACUGUAAAAAAUGGAUGAAAAAUGACACGAUUGCCUCCAGGAUCUGUCUUCGCACCAAAAAGAAAAAACACGUAGAUUGUAAGCUUAGCUCGUAAGUUAAGUCUGUGAAUAUACUCGGUUAUCGUAACGAGAUCGAUAUAUAAAGAUUGUUACAAAUUUUUUACGCGGACGCAGCCAGUCGCGUCAUGGUUCUAGUUAGACGACGAUAUAUUUGCAUAAAGGAUGCACGCAUGCACGCGUCGUGCAUAGUAGUUUGUAGCUGUAGAUAUCGGUUUUCUCAGUUCAGUUUUCGAAGGGACGAGCGAUUUGCGUUCCAUAAGCUACGAAACAACGUAAUUCAACGAGAAUAUGCUUAGCGUAUUAAUUAGCAAUAAUUUUCGACCCCAGUUUAAAUAUCCUUCGAAAUUCAAGAAUAAUCAACUAAAAUUUAGUACUAUUAAUAGCGUUAUUAUAAAAAUUAAAGUUGUAGGC